UCCCACCAUUGUGGAUCGGUUCACCGGUCGCAGUACACCUAUAGCUACGGUUCAAACCAGUACACAGUAAACUUGUGGAACGUAAAAAUGGCCCUCCCGGAGUAUUUUGAGUUAAGCAAUGGUGAUCGCAUGCCGAGGAUCGGCUUCGGAACAUGGCAGGCCUCCGACGAAGUAUUAGAAAAAGCCGUAGAUGCAGCCCUAGAAGUAGGGUACCGUCACUUCGACUCUGCGCGAGCUUACGAAAACGAAGCAGCCCUGGGACGUUCCCUGCGGCGGUGGAUUGGUGACAACCCUGCAAGGAGAAAGGAGCUUUUCGUUGUCACCAAGUUGCCACCUGGAGGUAAUCGCCCCGAGCUAGUACCAGAAUACUUCAACGCAUCAUUAAAAGACCUGGGGCUGGAAUACCUGGACCUGUACCUGAUGCACACGCCGUUCGCGUUCGAGCACGUGCCGGGAGACCUGCACCCGAAGAACCCUGACGGUUCCAUGAGGGUCGACCUCACAACUGAUCUCAUCGCUGUUUGGAAGAGCUUGUUAAAACUGAAGGAAUCCGGCGCCGUACGACACGUCGGAGUCUCCAAUCUGAACGCGGAGCAGCUCGCUAGGAUUUGUGCUGUGGAGAAACCGGCUUGCCUGCAGGUGGAAGUACACCUGCUGUGCCAGCAGCCGGCGCUGCUAGCCGAAGCCAAGAGGCUCGGCGUACCCGUGGUCGCGUAUUCGCCGCUCGGCUCCAAGGGUCUCGCCGACAUGCUGGCUGAAAAGACUGGGCGCUCGUAUCCCGAUCUACUGACGCUGAGGCCAGUGACCCGCGCGGCGGCGGCGCACGGGCGCACUCCCGCGCAGAUACUGCUCCGCCACGCGCUGCAGCGCGGCGUCGCCGCCAUCCCGAAGAGCACCAACCCGCAGCGGAUCAAACAGAAUAUAUCGGUGUGGGACUUUGAGCUGAGCGCUGCAGAGAUGGCAGAACUGAACGCGUUGGACCGCGGCGAGGCGGGACGCAUCUGUGACUUCAGCUUCUUCGCGGGCAUCGAGAAACAUCCCGAGUUCCCCUUCAAGAAGUAGCCUUACCGUUAUGAAUCGUAAAUACUAGGUGAUAGGGUUACUAUUACUUCGAGCUGAGCACCUCGGAGAUGGCGGAACUUAACGCAUUAGACCGCGGUCAGGCGGAACGUAUUUGUG
Cydia strobilella is the source of this 1179-nucleotide messenger RNA. RefSeq names its product aldo-keto reductase family 1 member A1. The transcript is spliced from 7 exons. The record is from RefSeq and is a predicted model, not a curated record. Gene Ontology annotation, molecular function: oxidoreductase activity. Bases 88 to 1062 code for a protein of 324 amino acids. Lineage: Eukaryota; Metazoa; Arthropoda; Insecta; Lepidoptera; Tortricidae.